AUUCGUAUAUGUAACUAAAAAGUAACUAUAGUCCGUAUUUUCGUUUACUUCUAUUAUAGGAAGGUGGUAUUCAUUUAAAUUAAAGUGUAAAUACGACUUAUUACUUACAUUCCCUAGGUUGGGAUAAUAGUCACUGCUCAAUUUUGACCUUUAUUUCACCUUGAGAAGGUCGAUCAGAUGACAAAUUAGUAAUAAUUUGACAUUCUGUCUACUGCAGCCGGUUGUAAUCUGGGAGGUGUAAUUCUAUAGAAGAUUUAAUUGAAAAUAAAUUACUGCUCCUCAAACUCAAACAUGCCCAUUAAGAGUAUCCUAGCCCGUCAGAUAUUCGACUCUCGUGGUAACCCCACUGUGGAAGUCGAUCUGGUUACUGAUUUGGGACUCUUCCGUGCUGCUGUCCCAUCUGGAGCCAGUACUGGUAUCUACGAAGCUCUUGAACUCCGUGACAACGUAAAAGGUGAAUACCAUGGAAAAGGUGUUAAGACUGCAAUUAACAAUAUAAAUACCAUAAUCGCUCCGGAACUCGUCAAAGCCGGUUUAGAAGUAACUGAUCAAACUGCAAUUGAUAAUUUCAUGUUGAAACUUGAUGGUACCGAAAAUAAAUCGAAAUUGGGAGCGAACGCUAUACUGGGUGUAUCUCUAGCUGUCGCCAAGGCCGGUGCUGCUAAAAAAGGUGUACCAUUGUAUAGACAUUUGGCUGAUUUGGCUGGAAAUAAAGAUAUUAUCUUACCUGUACCGGCUUUUAAUGUCAUUAACGGUGGAUCACAUGCUGGCAACAAAUUGGCUAUGCAGGAAUUCAUGAUCCUCCCAACAGGAGCCUGCAAUUUUACUGAAGCCAUGCGCAUGGGCAGCGAAGUUUACCAUCACCUUAAGAAAGUCAUCAAGGACAAAUUCGGUUUAGAUGCAACAGCUGUAGGUGAUGAAGGUGGUUUCGCGCCCAAUAUUCUCAAUAACAAAGACGGGCUUGAACUAAUCAAAGUUGCCAUUGAAAAAGCUGGAUACACAGGAAAGAUUGAAAUUGGUAUGGACGUAGCAGCCUCCGAAUUCUUCAAAGAAGGCAAAUAUGACUUGGACUUCAAAAACCCCAAUUCCGAUAAGAGCAAAUGGAUCACACCCGAUCAACUUCUCGAGCUUUACCAAGAGUUCAUCAAGGAUUAUCCAAUUGUAUCCAUCGAGGAUCCCUUCGAUCAAGAUGAUUGGCCAGCUUGGACGAAAAUUACUGGAGCCACUGGGAUCCAAAUAGUCGGUGACGAUUUAACUGUCACCAAUCCGAAACGUAUCCAAACCGCCGUUGAGAAGAAGGCCUGUAAUUGUUUACUCUUGAAGGUGAACCAAAUUGGUACAGUGACGGAAUCUAUUCAAGCCCAUAAUCUCGCCAAAGCUAACAAUUGGGGUACCAUGGUUUCCCAUAGGUCCGGUGAAACUGAAGAUACUUUCAUCGCUGAUCUUGUAGUUGGUCUUUCGACUGGACAAAUAAAAACAGGAGCUCCUUGUCGGUCAGAACGUUUAGCUAAAUACAACCAGAUCCUUCGUAUUGAGGAAGAAUUAGGUUCUGCCGCUAAGUAUGCGGGGAAAUCUUUCAGGAAGCCUCAUUAAAUCGAAAUUUUAAUGUCGAAGGGAUUAUCUGAAAUGUUGAAAAUGUAGUUGAAUAUAUUGUGAAGAGAAUGGAAUUUCUUUGUAAUCAAUUAAGUGGAAACAUUGGAACAUUAUCACUAAAAAAACUUUAGAUGUACUGAAGUAUUAAAUUUAUUUGGCGUCUAAAAUGUUUUUUUUUUAU
Diorhabda sublineata is the source of this 1774-nucleotide messenger RNA. RefSeq names its product enolase (gene Eno). Gene Ontology annotation, molecular function: magnesium ion binding; phosphopyruvate hydratase activity. Bases 292 to 1593 code for a protein of 433 amino acids. The record is from RefSeq and is a predicted model, not a curated record. NCBI's taxonomy places the organism in Eukaryota, Metazoa, Arthropoda, Insecta, Coleoptera, Chrysomelidae. Gene Ontology annotation, cellular component: phosphopyruvate hydratase complex. Gene Ontology annotation, biological process: glycolytic process. The transcript has 5 exons.